AUGGCAGACAGGCAGGUUUUCACUUGCCCAGCUUUCCAGGGGACGUUCCGACAGCAUCCGAACCCCCGGGCUGCAAAGGCGGCCUGGGUCGGCAGCGCCUGGCCACCGAGCACAGCCCGGGGCACCGAGCACAGCCCGGGUGCCCACGCCUCCGCCCGCGCGGCCUCGGCGGCGGUCGCCGCGUCUCCCUCUCCCUCUCCCACCCUCCAACUUUCGCCCCCUGCCCCACACGGGCCUGCCCUCCAGGGCGCCGCGGGCCGGGGGGCCCACACACGGCCGUGGUGCGUCCCCUCCCCGCGUGCGGGGGCAGCCGUGGACGUGCGGCCCCCUUCGGCUGACCACCGCCUUGGCGAAGUUCGCAGCUCGAUCAGAAAGAAGCUCCAUUACCUAGGUACAUCCCAGCCCCCUCCCGAAACAACAAUAACAAAAAAAAAAAAAAAAAAAAAAACCACCUCCACGGGAAGUUCGCCCGUGAACCGCAGGCGGGCCCGGCGGGUCCUCCCCAAGCCCGGCUCCGCAGGUAGCCGCGCAGCCCCCUCGACCCCGGCCCAGCUCGGCCGCCCCCACGCGUCCCCACGCGCGCCGCGCCGCUCGGGCAACUUUUGCAGCCGCGGCCCGGCCCGCCGCCCGCUCCGGAGCCCCCCGGGCCCGCGACCCCCGCCCGCAGGCCCCCCGCCGACCCCAGCCCACCCAGCCGCACCCGCGAGCGGCGGCGGCGGCGGGGGCAGCGGCCGCUCAUCGCAGCCGCCGGCGGCCGGAGGAGGCGAGCGAGCCACGCAGGGAGGGAGCGAGCGAGCGAGCGAGCGAGGCAGGGGAAGGCGCGCGAGAGGGAGGGGACGCAGCGCCGCUCGGACCCUGGGCCCGCGCUCCUGCCGCUGCCGCCGCCGCCUACCGCCGCCGCUGGCCGGAGAGUCGCCGCCCGGGCCGCUGCUGUCGCCACCGAUGCAGCCGGCAAUGAAUGCACAGCGGCGCCUCGCUUAUCCGGAGGUCAAACAUCCUUCGGCCUCGGGCAUCCGGAUCGGCGCCGGACCCGGAAGUGAACGCAUGGAAAAAAAAAAUAAAAAAAGGAAAGCGUCUCUUCAGCGGCCGCCGCGGCCCCCAGGCAGCCCGCAGCCACGGAAAGAGCCGAGUCCAGCCGAAGAUUACACCGGCCCGCCCGAUUGGUCGGAUCGCUGA
Messenger RNA from Oryctolagus cuniculus (rabbit), 1176 nucleotides. Lineage: Eukaryota; Metazoa; Chordata; Mammalia; Lagomorpha; Leporidae. The record is from RefSeq and is a predicted model, not a curated record.